Symsagittifera roscoffensis is the source of this 1327-nucleotide messenger RNA. RefSeq lists its product as uncharacterized. Bases 214 to 1185 code for a protein of 323 amino acids. The transcript is spliced from 7 exons. The record is from RefSeq and is a predicted model, not a curated record. NCBI's taxonomy places the organism in Eukaryota, Metazoa, Xenacoelomorpha, Acoela, Convolutidae.
AUUGCGUGGUUGCUUAUUAAACAUUGAUGGCUUUUCAAACCGUUUUUGAAAUUUUCAACGCAUCAGAAUCACAAACUGAGGCCAAUUUGUGAAAAACAUUUUUAAUUUCUUAUUGAGGGACACUUUGUAAAGACUUUCCUGUGCUUUUUUAUUCUCGAUUUUCACAGCAGUAGAGAGGACUUCACAUAAUCACCUUCGAGGAAUACUAGAGGCAUGAAGCUGUGGACUGCAGUCGGGAUCUGUGUGGCGUUCGUGACUCUGAUGUGCAUUGUGAUUGUGAACGAGACCAUCUCUGUCGUGGAUGUCCUCUCCACUCUAGUAUCCUCAGUCACCACUGUCGCCCUCAGCAGACCUCACGAGUACUCAAUCCUGGCUCUGAGUGGGAAGUAUCAGAACAGAAGUGUGUUCAACUUGAGUGACAUCUGCACUUGCGAAGUGGAGACGAGUGAUUACAGCAGCGACUGCAGUGUGUUCACUGUCCACAAACCAGCACUAGUGGGAGUGGUCGGAAGCACCGACAUGAUCCUCAUGCUAACUGUGGGUCCCAUGGACUGGCAGAAGAGGGAGUCGGUGGUGUUCGAGUGUCGACACUCCUUCGUCCCCCUCAUCACCUUCUAUGCAUUCCCUCUGCACUUCGAAACUGUCGUCAAUGAAAUCAUCGGCGGGGAGAGUGUGGCCUCUGUUCUUGACGAGACUGUUCUGAGCAGUCCCUCCCCCUGGAUCAACUCCAACACCAUCAACCAGGUGUUGCUAUCCAGAGAGGAGCACUACAAGACAGGCAAACUGGAGAAUACUUACAUAAAGACAUCUGUACUACAGGGCUCUCACGAGUACGAUGACCUCACCCAGGUCAUGUUCGCCAUGCGAGAGGGUCAAGUGGUCAUGGUGGACAAGUUGUACAAGGGCACUUUUUGGGCACUGGUCACCCUCAUGUGCACUGUUCUACUCUCAGUGGAAAGGUCAGUGGCAUUCAUCAACAGAGCGAAGAACAACAGACAGCAGAAGCUAAUGCAAAUAAACAAUAACAACAAUACCAACCUAACAGCCACUGAGAUACGAGUGUCCGAAGCAGGCGACGACGCUGACAUCAGGGCCACCCCGUCUCCGAGUGCACCCGAUCCGAACUUCGGAAACAAGGAUGAUGGUGUGAAUUCACGAGUGUUCUGGAGCGCAAGGAGUGGAUAAUUAUCUAAUCGGAACACGACUGCAUUUAUGCACUCAAAACUUCAGAAUACAUUGCAACUAUUGCAGCACUUAGCAUGUUUUUGCCCUGAGAUCGGAUCACUUAAUUGACUGCAUGAUAAUUUUUCAUGAACUUCUUCAAGUG